Molecule: messenger RNA, 2361 nt
Organism: Uncinocarpus reesii 1704
Lineage: Eukaryota; Fungi; Ascomycota; Eurotiomycetes; Onygenales; Onygenaceae
Exons: 3
Coding region: 1-2361 (786 amino acids)
Cellular component (GO): HDA1 complex
Source: RefSeq, a predicted model, not a curated record
AUGGAGGGCUCGGCGAGCAAUGAUUCGCAGCGACCGCAAAGCGUUGCAGAGGCCGCCCGCAAUAAUCCCGGGACCACUUUCCUUGAGAGGAUGACCUACCUUCGUGCAGCCGAGCGUGCCAGCAUUAAGCCUUUGCAAAGCCUCACCGAGAGCGAAACGCCUUCUUCUGCUGGAGAUAUUGAGCCGUCUGCGCCUCCAACGGCCGCAGAAGGCGUUAUACCUUUGAGUGUCCGCCACGAUAAAGCCCCUCCAGCGAGAUUAGGCCACGAAACUGCGUCACCCGUUCCGUUUGUUGCCCCUCAGGCUUUGCACUAUAACCCAGAUCAGCCAGCAUUAUUAGGAGAAGCUGGAGUGAAGCUGGGCACAACUAAUCUAUCAACGCCGACUGCGUCGUUAGAGUUAGCGGCACAGCAGUUGGACCAUGGGGCCUCGUUCGAGAAACGGGUGAUGGAAGAACACAAAGGGGUUUCUUUGGGGUCCUUUGAAUUUGCAAUUCCUCUCUCUAUGGACUCCAGGGUUAAAGAUGAUUAUGAUAACACUCUUGAAGAGAUGAGCAAAAAUAUUCGGAAAUUUGUGGCUGGUUCUGCAAGUUCGACAGGAGCAGAGAUCGAGGAUUCACUUGCACCGCAAAUGCGUCGAAUGAUAGAAAGGCUUGAUAAUAUUAGCACUCACCCGGAUCUGAAUUUGCCCGACCAACCAAGCAGCGGCUCUCUGGAAGUAGAAAAAGAAGCGUCUUGGGCAGAAUAUUCAAGCUCUAAAUUUCAGUUCCUUGGGUAUUUUAUAGAUGCAGUUUCGGAAGCUUCUUUGGCACGCCCCAUCCAUGUGAUUGUUAUGGCAAAACCCGGCACCACCAUUGAUAUUUUAACGAAAUAUUUUUUGGGCAAGCAACUGGAAAAGAAUCCUUCAGAGGUACCGGGAAAGCAGCAAUCGGUGUUUACAUCUGGUCACCUUAGUUUUGAACUCCGCAUGGCCGGAGGGGACCCUACAGCUACACCUUUCAAAGAGCCUUCGAUAAUUAUUGCUUUGGAUAGCUCUUUCAAUGCGAGCGAUCCUACCGUCAUCCAAUUGCGGACUACUUCUUCUCCUGACCGUCUCGUUCCCGUUGUCAGACUCAUCAUUUCUAACACUGCGGAGCAUAUCGCACUUUGUUUGCCCGAAUUCUCCGAUUUGGACAAACUUCGGCUACUUGUCAAAUAUACAAACUUCUACAGCAGCGUUGCGGGAGAAGUUCAAGAUGACGCUCUUGGAGUCCAGGAAAAUGCUGAAGAGACUCUCCGUUACCUCUUAUCGGACCCAGACGCCAGAGAAUGGACUUUACCAGACGUUGAGGUGGUGGGGAUUCCAAUUUCUGAGCAAAGUUCUUUAGAACCCGAGCAAUUACGCACAAUGUCGGCUUCGAGACAGAAGCGUUGGCUGGGCCAGGAUGAUGGAGAAGAAGUUGAUAUUGAGAACUCAUCGAAGCGACAGAGGAUGACGCCGUUCCAGGACAUCACUCACAUAAGUGACUCAAUGAAAGGCCAAACUCAAGGAACCCAAGAGGCUAGCCCUUUGAAGUCUCAGGGUAAGAGUGAUACCGCCGAGAAUGCGGAGACUAGGGAACUCCGAGCAACUCUGGAGGAUUUACAAAACCGGUUACAAGCGGUGGAAGCAAAUUUUGCUAACCUUCAACAUCGAUAUGAAUCGAAACAUGAACUAUAUCAUAAGAUUCGUCGAGAACUUAACCAAACUGCCGAAUCCGCCAAACGAUCAGCAGCUCGAGUAGAAAAGCAGAAGGAAGAAAUCUCUAGGCUUAGGGAUGAAAAGUCUGCUUUGAUUAAAGACCUUGAGGAGGCUCGACAAACCAUUCGGGAGGGUGGAGGCUUGCCUGCAGAUUUGGAAAACGCUAAGGAGGAAAUCCGCAAACUGUCAGAAGAAAAUUCAAGGUUAGAGCGUGUAUCUCAACAAGAACGCUCACAGUCAGAAUUUACACGACAGCAAUAUCAAAACGCCUCGAGCGCUGCAGCCCAAUCGGGGAUAGAAGUGCGUCAACUUGGCGAGCAGGUUGAGGAGUUGAAACGGAAAUCUAGCGGUGAAGCAAGCAGGUUGAAAGAACUGCGGACGCAAAGCACGGAAAAGGAGCACCUUGCUCGUGUGCAAGAGCUAGAAAAGUUACUUGCGUCACGGGAGAAGCUUUUGAUGAUGAAGGAGGAGGAGGUCAAGGAUCUGAGAAAGAAUCGGCCUGCUACGCGAUCAACAAGCACCCAGCCCCGGAGCCCCAAGUUCGCUGGAAUGAGCCGUCCCGCAAGCCCAGCGCCAAAUUCGUCGACCGGGUCGAACAAUCUCGGACGAGGAAGUGUCCUAAGAUUUCGCGUGGAGCCAUGA